Messenger RNA from Gastrolobium bilobum, 798 nucleotides. Its product is annotated as protein FAR1-RELATED SEQUENCE 5-like. The transcript is spliced from 2 exons. The coding region runs from base 1 to 798 and encodes 265 amino acids. The record is from RefSeq and is a predicted model, not a curated record. Lineage: Eukaryota; Viridiplantae; Streptophyta; Magnoliopsida; Fabales; Fabaceae.
AUGGAAAAGUGUGAUAAUCUCGCCAAAAGUGUUGUUGAGACACAAUCUCCAGGAUCAUCUACUGUUUUGGUUGCACGUUUUGAUGGUCAGACGGAUCACUCACAGAUAACAACUAUUGAAGACAUUGACAUGAGUGAGAGUUUAAUAUAUUGUGAUAAGGUUGUUGAUUUGGAGAAAGACAAUGAUGAUUUUGGAGAAUAUAAUAAGUGUGAAACUAUGGAAGACGAAGAUGGUGAUUGUAGGGAAGAUAACGUGCAUGAAAUUGUGGGAGCUGAUGAUAUGAGCUUCAUGGAUACCCCUAUUUUGGGUAGAGUCUUUAAGACAAUAGAAAAAGCUUAUGACUUUUAUAAUGAUUAUGCAGAAAGUAAAGGAUUUGGAAUACGUAAGCACUGGUGUAAUAGGAGUACAAAAACACAACAGCCAUUUAGGUGGAAUUAUGUAUAUGCAAAGCAAGGUGUGAAACGACUUCAUGAUAAAAGAGUUGAUGUUGACAAUGUCAAAAGGCGAAGGGAAACAAGGACUGAUUGUUCAGCGAUUUUACAAAUAAAGUUGGUUGAUGGAUCAUGGGUUGUGGAAAAAUUCAAUGAUACACACAACCAUCCAUUGAUUAACACUCCUACAAAGGUGAAGAAGUUUUUUUCUCAUAAUGAUUUACGACGCUCAGGCAUUACUAAGUCGAUGGUUUCUAAGCUUUAUCAGGAGGGUUUAACAUCUUCAAAAAUCUCAAAGGUGGUUAACGCUAUGAACGAAGAUGUUAAUAUUACUCCAAUUCAAAUUAGCACUAUUAUAUCAAGCUAG